Paramuricea clavata is the source of this 6758-nucleotide messenger RNA. The record is from the annotation of a GenBank genome assembly. NCBI's taxonomy places the organism in Eukaryota, Metazoa, Cnidaria, Anthozoa, Malacalcyonacea, Plexauridae.
GUUGAUACCUUCAUGCAGCGUUGUGGCGGAUGAUUCAAAAUGGCGGAAGACAAGGAGCGGAUUUCGCAGAGUCCUUCAUAUGUUCUUGUUAACAGACAACUACAAGACUUAGUAAGGACACAAAAUACAGCCAUUGUCAAAUUACAAUGUAUGGUAGGUGAUAUUUCUUUCCUUGGUAUUCUUUUGAAUAGAAAUGUAUUGGACAAAAUGUCAAUUAUUUUAUAGUCAAUUAUCUGUCAAUUUGUAGCUAUAAAGGCCAGAUAAAAAAAUAGUUGGUGAUCGUCCUUUGCCAAAAGUUGGGCGGCCGGUUGGGUUUUUAAAAAAAUUUUAUACAAAGGGUGGGCGGGGAUGAUCACCAACUAUUUUUUUUUAAUUGGCCUAUUAAGCUAGACAGCCUAGGCUAAGCUACUUUUCAAAGUCGUGUAUACUUGCUAAUAAUCUAUAACAUUCAGGGCUGGAUUAACGUCGCGCAAGGCCUGUGGCAGAUUUUAGUGCAAGGCUCCCUUAUUGCCAGAAACCUUUGGGUCUCAAAGAUACACAAAAUUGUUAAAUAAUUGUUUUCAAUAUUUUCAAUUGAUUGGCAUUAAUUAUAAACGAGACAAUGGCCUGCCUGGCCCAGUAGUUGGGUCAACAAGUAUAAACAGGAUCAUAUAACAGCUCAGCACAACUGGAAAUUAUAUGCACACGAGUAUUGCAUAUUUUUCUGGGGCCAACUGUCAAGCCUAGGGGCCCUAAAUGUGUGAGGUCCCUAAAUUUGCGAGGCAUCUAAAUUCACGAGGCACCUAAAAUGGGUGUGUCCCAAUAGAAAAUGGCUAUGUUCUUGUAAAAAUGGGCAUGGCACAGUAAAGCGCGAGGCCCCCAUAAGCGCGAGGCCCACAGCAUAUGCCGCAUCUGCCACAUGGUUAAUCCAGCCCUGAUAAGAUUACAUUGUACUCUUAAUUUAUGGGUUGGUCUAAAUAACCAUGCAGUAAAACAUUGUUUAUCUUGAUUUUUUUUCAAGCUAAAGCGAAGAGAUGUCACAAUUCCGCAUGAAGAUCACCAGGCUGUUGUAGCUCAACUGGAUGUAAGGUUUUUGUAUAUUUAUCUUGAUAUUGUGUUUUGAUAUGAAGCUAUUUCUAGUUGAGAUUUAUUCUGUGUGAUUGUUGCAGGAGGAAAGACUACAACACAUGAAGACAAGGGCCAAGUUGGCUGAAGAAACAGAGAAAUUACAAUUUGCAGAAGGACAAAUUGAAAUGUUAAAGGGUCAGCUAGAGCGUGAAAAGACGACAUUUGAAACUGCGUAAAGUUUAUUAUUUUUCGUUCAGUCAAAUGAGCCGAAAACUCACCUGGGUUUCUGAUUUCCCAACCCUACCUAGCUUUUAGCCCAUGAAAUCACCAACCUUAAGACCCUGGAGCAACCUUUCGUAUCCAGGUUGUGUCACCAGUUUGGCACUUUUUACAUAAAGUAUAACCUGAUUGUCUGAAAGUUGAUAUAAUACCGUCUUUUAAGACAAAUGUUUGUGCCAUCUUGAUCUGUGCUGCCAUAAUUGAUAUAUGAACAAGCUUUCGCUGGUAGGGAUGCAACAUAGUUGCCAACCCUCCCGCAUUUGAUCACUUUCCCCGCAAAUUUCCCGCAUUGACUUUUCCUCCCGCAUUUUGAAAAAUCCUCCCGCUUUUUCCCGCAAACAUAACAAAUUGUAAAAUGCAGAUAGCUAACUGUUGUUGCUGUUUCUUAUUGUUUGAUAUUGCAACUGUUGUUGCUUUUUUAUUGUUAAUGACAAUGUAAUUGAAGAUCGAUAUACAUUUUUUUCGAAAUUGUGUAAUUGUCUUUUGAUUGACCUUUUUACAACCAGCAACUCUUACUCAUCGAAGACAGGGGUAUCCAGUUUUACUGUAGUAUAUUUACUGCGCUAUAAACUCCCGCAUUUUUAUUUUAAAAAGUUGGCAACUAUGGAUGCAAUGACAUGACAAAAUAUAAGGAGAAUUUCAACGUCUCGAGUGAAGGCCCUUCAUCUGGAGUUACGAAGGGCCUUCGUCUGGAGUCACUAGUAACUCCAGACGAAGAGCCUUCGCUCGAAACGUCAAAAUUCUCCUUAUAUUUUCAGGUAAUUGAUUGGCACUACCUAUACUGGCAAAGACAGUUCAUAAUUGACAUAGAAUGUCAUUCUCAUGCAUAAGAAUUUACAAAAAAAAAUUUAAAAAUUGAUGUAGAAUUUGUUCCCAAUCAUGCAUAUUAAGCAUUUAUAACAAAAUGACAAAAAAUGAUGUAGGAAGUCGUUCUCAUGCAUAAGCAUUACUAAAAAAUUACAAAAAAUGUAAACACAACCUAAGUUUUUGCAAGAGGAAUAUAGGAACCCAGGUUUUUUUGCCCAACUUACCUUACAAGUGGUUAAUUUUUAUCGUUGAGACUCUGUUAUUUUUAUGUUAUUCGCCUGUUUGUUAUUUCUAAAUUAAAAACAUUUUAGAUUUCAGAAAUUAAAAACAAAAGCCAUUGAUGAAUCGCACAAGAACGAUGAAUUGUACAACAAGUGUUUAGGUAUUUUCUUUAAUUGUCUUAUUCCAAGUAAUCACUCCCUAUUACUUCAAAAUAUUGAUCUUGGGCAAUCAGCUUGCAGUACAAAGAGUAUAAUUUAUGGGUUGUUAGAGCAACAUGUAUUAAAAGGAGACAGUAGGCCAGUUUAGUCCAUUAAGCUUUUUACUGCAUGUAGCUAUUAACCCAUGGAGCCUCAGUGCACCCUACUUAUUUUUUUACUUGUCUGACACCUGACGAUUUUAUUCGUCAAUGGAGAAGCUCUGCAGCUUAAUUAACCCAUUAAGCCGCAAUGCGCCCCAGUGCGCCCUACUUAUCUUUUUUACUUGACAAUGUCUAACGCCAGAUGAUUUUACUCAAUGGGGAAGCUUAAUACACAAGACUCUCUCCUUGACGGGUAAAAUUAUCAGGCAUUAGACUAAAAUUACAAAAAUGGGUACAUUGGGGGUGCGUUGCAACUUGUAAAACUCAUUAUUUAAUAAUUCAUGAAGAAAAUUCAAGAGAAAUCAAAUAUGUUUUAUAAUGAGAUACCCACAUAUACAAAAUUUUCCUGAUUCGCAUUUAACCUUUUUCUUCAACUUUCUCAGUUCAAACACUUCUUUUUGAAUAGUUAAAACACAACUGUUGGAAUCCUAAGGCUUAUGUUUCACCAGCUAUAUCACGUCCAUGUUGUAUCAGACAUUAAUAGUACAACCUCUUGCCUUCGCGAUCGGCUCGAAUUUGUAUAUCUGAUACAACACGGCUGCUCACACUAUAUACUACUUGAUGGUUAAUGCGCAACAAUUUCCCAUCUUUGACAAGUAUGAUUAUCUGACAUUAGACAGAGUAAAAUGUAAGUAAAGUAAGAGUUUCUUUCUGGAGGAAUGGUCAAAUGAGGAUGAGCGUUAACAUCAAACAAGAGCUUCUCAACUCUCAUGUCCCUGGUCAAAUUAAAAAAAACCCAAGAGAAUAGACUCUUUAUUUAGCCUGCGAACGGGUAGUUCGAGAAAAAAAAUUUUGAUACACCCGACGCCCUAGAGAUGUUAGACUUGCUCCAAGUCUCUCUUUCAUUGUCAUAUACUAUCGAUCCACUAUAGUGUACAUCAUGUAAUGUACACUACAGUGGAUCGAAACUCUAUGACAAUGAAAGAGAGACUUGGAGCAAGUCUAUAGAGAUGUCUGCAGAGGAGGCUAGAACAAGAGUUGCAUGCGGCAAAAACUUAUAUUAUAUCAAAAUUUAAACCAGCUCAAAGUUGAUAGAGUCGAUGAAUGUUGCGACUCGCAUUUGACCACCAACUCUCAUCUCAUUCAUCUGAGCUGGUUCCAAUUUUCAUUAGCGUCAACGAGAGUUUAUGACCGCUAUACGCGCGGUAAUAUCCAGUCAACUCUCAUGCAACUCUUCUUCUCGUUUGACCGGGGUACGUAUAUACGAGAUGAGAAAGCUGGCAUCUCUCAAUGGCUUCUCUCAUCAACUUCAGUCCUGCAAAUUAGUGCCGGUGUCACAGCGGAUUUGGACUCCCCGCGGAUAUGAACCCCCGGUCCAUAUCAGCUAGCGGAUUCGGACCCCUACGGUACAUAUCCGCUAGCUGAUAUGUACCCCCUUCCGCGGAAUUGGACCCCCUAAAAUUCACAAAAAGAAGAAAUUUUGAAACGAUUUGCAGUGAAUGUGCAUGGAAAUUUAGGCGUCAGUUUAAUUUAUAUUAUGAUAACUAAUGGCAUGACUCAACUAUCUUGGAAUUUGCUUAACAUGAUGACGAAAACAAGUAUUGAGAUGCUAAUUUUAUAAAAAUUUAGGGUUGAAUGGAGUCACUUUGUUAUGGGUAUGUUAAGGCAAAAAUAAUUUGAAAUAUAUUUUCAUUUUCCGUUUUUAUUUGAGCAGUUAAGAGUCAGAGCAGACAGCAAUUCCAAGGAGUAAAAUGCUUGUGAAGGCUUCACUGCGCUUCUCAAUUCUCGCACAUUCCAAGAUCAUAGAAAUAAACCCAUGUAGCAGAAAAAUUAUAAACUAUAAACUUUGACGGAAUUCUUUAAUUAAUCUAAAAAACUAAGAUUUGAUGAUCUAAAAAUCUUCGUACGGUUUUUAAAAUAAAUCAGAUGAGAUUUAUAACAAUAUAAAACGCUUUCAGUACAAUAUUCAAAAUACAGUACGUUGCAAUGAUAAAAUACGCGAGGGCUCCAAAUUCGCGAGGGGAGUCCAAAUCCGCUAGCGAAUAUAACCCCCCAUAGGUCCAUAUUUGCUAGCGGAUAUCGACUCCCCGGUUCAUAUUCGCUAGCGGAUUUGGACCGGGGGGGUCCAUUUUGAGGGGGGUUCAAAUCUGCUGGGACACCUGUCAUCGGCAGUGCUUCCAUUUUGGAGGAAAUUUUCUUUUUGAAGGAAAUUUUAACGAAUUGAAGGAAAUUAUAAGGAAAUUCGAAUCUGAAGGAAAUUUGAAGGAAAUUUCGGAAGAUUGAAGGAAAUGUGAAGGAAAUUGCCUUAUUUCUAAAAAAUCCUAAGAAUACGGCAAUUUCCAAGGAAAUGCGCUUCAAAAUAUGCUGAAAAUCCUGUCCUGCGAGAUGCAAAAUCUGAAAAUUUUCUGGGGGAGGACCCCCAGACCCCCCUGAUUAUUCUCCUUCAUGUUAAUCUAGGUAACUCUUUGUCUCUCCCCUUUGAUAAUUCAGCCCCUGCAACGUCUAUGUUCUUUCUAGAACAAGAAAUACCCCGUUAUUCGAGCUAAAUUACUAUAAAAUCAGUUUUAAAUUAGGUAAAAUUCAAUAAUUUUUACUGCAAGGAAUUUUUUUCAAAAAUAAGGAAAUUUUGAACGGUUGGAAGGAAAUUAUGUUUUUUCAGAAUGGAAGCAUUGGUCAUCGGACAUUCUCCGACCAAAUUUUACCGUUUGUCCAGUGCUCUCACUUUUAAGGAAUUAUCCUUAAAAAUAGGAAUUUUGAAGAGUUUUAAGGAUUUUUUUAAGGAAUUUAGGUUUUUGAGGAUUUUUUUAAGGAAUUUCCAAAACAUUUUAUCUUGGACUGGAAAUGUUGGACGGAGGAUAACACGCCACGCAAAUGAGAUUUAAACUUGAAAGUAACAACAUUAUACGCACAUAAUUACAUAUAUUCGUAUGUUCUUUUUGUCAUAAAUGACACAUGGCUGUCUUUCCAUUAAAAUUUUCAAAAGUUAAAUGUCAGUAUAUGCUGUUUCCUCUGAAAUCUACAUAUUUUCUAAACUCUUCAUGCAGCAACGAUCAAAAAUACAUCAUGUUGAAUGUUUUCUUUAUCGCAUUUAAUAUGCUAACAAUCAAUUGUUUUCAGAUUUUAGUGCUUAGAAACAAGGUUGAAAAACUGAAAAAAAGAGAAAAAAAACACUUUUUGCAACUAUAUAUGUGAUCAGGCCUUGUAGUAAUUUUACCAAUUUAAGGAAUUUUAAGGAAAUCUGAGGAAUUUUCGAGCUUUUUCUAAGGAAUUCGAAAAUUUGAUUGUGAGAGCACUGCGUUUGUCUGAUCAAAGCUUUUUGACCCCGGACAUGUGACCGACCGAUUUAGGCUAGUCAAAUCUCUAAUAUAAAAAAAUUGUUUAUUUAACACAUUCUUUAUUAAUGAAACCAACAAGAAAACAAUAUAUAGACAGCACUUCUCCAUUAUUUCUUGCUGCAUUAAGCCGGAAGAUUUCAUUAUAAAUCUACAUCACCUUCGUAUAUACAUGGUAUAGAAAUUAAGGUUUUGUAUAACCUGAACUAUAAUUUACUGAUGCAUUAAUAGGACUGGUAGAUAUAUAUUCAGUUUUAGUCGCAUUGCAGUGCAUGCGAACUGACAUGACCAGGCAAAAAAUACAUCGUGUUAAUUUGGAAAAAAAAUUAUGAAAAGUUUUGCUUUGUCUUUGACAGUCCAUUGCCCGCGAAAAAUUGAUAAAUGUCCGACUAAUAUUUGGCUUGGCCAAACAUUUGUCCUUCGAAGUAAAAUAAUUAUUUGCAGGCCUGAACUUUCAUCCUCUGUCAGUUGAUCGUGUGUGAGUGAGAGGGCGAUGAAACAAGAGAGAAAGUUGCAACUUUCAUUAACUCCAAUUUCCGUCUGACGAAGGCCCGAGUGGCAAGGCCCUCUGAACGCUAAACUUUGAAUUAUCGUUACAGAAAUGGAAGAAAUUUGCAGCGAAAAGGAUGAUGGACUAACUUUUCAAGAUGCAAAAAUCAAAGACCUGAGAUCAAGAAUUUCCAAACAGAAACAGAUUCACAAACAGUUAGUCGCUAAUCUCGACAUUGAGUUAAAACAAGAGCAAUAUGUGGCUCGACAUUUACAAGGAAGUA